UUAUUUAUGUUGAGGCAGAAAUAGAAACUUCUUCCUACGCUUGCACACCGUUUCGUGAGGCCCCACUUAUCAGUGGCAAGAAAACUAUUAAAUUAAUAUUACUAAAGAAUAAAACCAAAAUAUUUAAUCAAAAUCUCUUCAGUAGUUUUUGCAUGAUGUUCACUUUGCUUACUUAUACAAAACAUAUGCUACUAUUCAAUCUCUAUUUUAUGCAUUUAUUUCUUUAAAUAAUAACAGGAUAGCAAAGUUUUCUUGCAUUAAAAUCGAAUAGUAUUAUUUUAUGUAGUUAUACACGUUACAUUAUAUAAAAUUAAGUGGGGUAUAAGUAUGUCUGAAUUUAAUUUAUACUAUAAACCAUUAUGCCCCAAAAAGACUUAAUCUGUUAGAAAUCUCUUUUAUCACUAAGAAUAAGUUCUAUUCAUUCUAUUUAUGUCAGCCACUUUAUUUCAGAUUAUUAUAUCUUCCUUUUCUUCGUAAUGUGGUUCAGAGGAUAAUUCAGAUCUUGUCAUAUUUAUAAUUUUAUUAUUUAUAAGGCCAAUUUAAAAUCCGUGCCAUUUUCAUUAAUUUUGACAACUUCUAGAGGGCGUAAAUAUAUUUUUACCAUCUUUUUAUCUAUCUAUGGUAAACCGAUACGUCUACACCAUUGCUGUGUCAUAAAAUAUCUAUGAUUAUAAAUUAUUAUCGUGUUUUCUUGCCAUUGUUGGGAUUUGUCUAUGGUUGGGUGAAUGCAUUCGUAUACUGUUUUGUUUUUAAAAGUAAUGUUAUUGUAUGGUCAUAGUGUAUGGCAAACGUAUACUAAGUAGUUUUAAUACAGAAAGUUUCAAUGGGUCAAGGAAAAAGUCAAUUUUCGGAAGAAGAACUCCAGGACUAUGAGGAUCUCACAUAUUUCACCAAAAAAGAAGUGCUACAGAAUUCCACUUCAAGUGCUCAUCACAAGUUUAAGAAUUUAGCACCAGAAAAAGUUGGUCAUAAUAAAAACGCCAAACUUCCUAUGAGCAAAAUAUUACAUCUUACAGAAUUAAAGGUUAACCCAUUUGGUGAAAGAAUUUGUAAAGUCUUUAGUUCAGGAAAUGAUGGUGAUUGUACAUUCGAAGAUUUCCUAGAUAUGAUGUCUGUUUUUAGUGAAGCAGCACCUAAAUCAGUUAAAGCUGAACAUGCAUUUAGAAUUUUUGACUUUGAUGGAGAUGAUAUGUUAGGUACAUCUGAUUUGCAGCAAAUUAUAAAAAAGUUGAUAGGUGAUAACGAACUAUCUAAAAAUAACAUGCAACGAUUAAUUCAAAAUAUACUAGAUGAAGCUGAUUUAGAUGAUGAUGGGGCUCUUUCUUUCGCAGAAUUUGAACACAUCAUUAAUAAGUCCUCUGAUUUCUUAAAUGUUUUUCGUAUAAGACUUUGAAUUUAGUAUAAUGUUUUUAAUCACACCUAUUGACUGGAAAAUAAGUGUCUUAUUAUCAACAUUUCAUUCCCUGAUUCCAUGUUUAUUGAGAAGGAAUUGAAGGUAAGCAAAAUGAUGAUAAUCUUUAGUUUAGAGAUUCAACAGGAAAAAGUAGAAUACAUAUCCUGUUAAAAUUUCAUGGAGCAUACAUUUAUAAUAAGGGUGAAAAUUGUAAAUGAAAAUUGAUUAUGUAGUGUACUUUGGUAGCAGUUACUACCUUUUUAUCAAUUUUAGUACUAAAAAAUAAUGUCAGGUUUUGUUAAAAAUAAGAACCAUUAAGCUGCAUACUGACAAAUGAUUCAUUAAAAAGAUCAUAAUUAUGAAAUAAGACUAUAAUAAAAAGUUUGUUGUAUAUGUUAUUUUAUAAUUAAUGAUAAGAUAUAGUGACAACUGUAAGAAGCUACUUGAAAAAAUAUAAUCAUUUUAAUAAUUGAUUUUAUUCUCGAUAUCAAAUGUGUAGUUCAAAAAC
Messenger RNA from Agrilus planipennis (emerald ash borer), 1901 nucleotides. RefSeq names its product calcium and integrin-binding protein 1. The record is from RefSeq and is a predicted model, not a curated record. Gene Ontology annotation, molecular function: calcium ion binding. The transcript is spliced from 5 exons. NCBI's taxonomy places the organism in Eukaryota, Metazoa, Arthropoda, Insecta, Coleoptera, Buprestidae. The coding region runs from base 824 to 1393 and encodes 189 amino acids.